CACACUUGAGAGUCUAGUUGUGACCCAUAUAGAGAGACAGCCAUUUUAACCAGACUAAAUGUAGUCGUCCUUAAGAGAAACUAGAUAAAAAUAAGCCAAAGGUGGGGUCAUGAACAUAGAGAUGCAAUUGAAGGCCGCAGAGGCAAGACGAAAUGAAUUGGAGAGGCAGCAUGCUGAGGCUCUUGCUGCGCUAAGAGGUUGUGGAGCAGAUACCUUAGAGGCUCACCAGUCGAGGGUACGUGAGCUUGAGAAGAAGGUCGCUCUUGAAACUGUGCGGUGUGAGGAGCUUCAGCUGGAGAUGUCGUCGCCGUCGAUGCGUCGAAACGGCGACGGUGUCGGUCACAUGACUUCAUCAUCCUACGGCGUUAGCUCUGGUCAAGCCGUGGGCUCCAGUGGCUGGACAAACAAAGGUACAGAAAUAGAAAGAAUAAUGGCUAAAAUAGAACAGGAUAACAGAAUUUUAGCUGAGUUAGAUCACAACCGAGCCACCACCAUGGUAUAUUCUUUUCCAGGACCAGGACUGGCAACGUCGGCUAGCAGCCACGCUUUGGGCGAGUGCAGUCCACCUCUGUCUCCAAUCACGAUGUCCCACACAACGCCCAGCAUAUACCCUGGCAACAUGGGUACCCACAAUUCGUUUCAGCCCUCCAGCCUUCAGUCCACCUAUCUACCAUCUAACGUACAACAGAAUGCGACCUCAAAUUACAACACCUCACCUUACAAUACUUAUCAGCAUUCCUCCUACUCUAAACCAAGCACUAUCAUGGGCAGCACCCUGACCCAUCACAAUACUUCGUUAGGCAACCCGCUAGGACAGACUUCUGCUGGUGUUCUUGGCAGUAACUUAACGUCCAACUUGCAGACGUCCAUUGGAGGCAAUUUUGGUGGAACAUCUUUAAACAGCGUUAGUCUCAACAUGGUACCCAGUAGUUACACUACCAGCACUUUAGGAAACACCAAUACAUUCAGUAAUCCCUUAGGUACCAGCAUAAAUACGGGUUUAACCAACUCCAGUUUCAACAACCCUAGUUUCACCAACCCGAUGUCCAACCCCCUUACACAAUUCUCUUCCUUGCCAUAUAAUCCAGCAACUACUUCUUCAUUUUCCAACAAUGUUACAUUCUCAAAUCCUCUGACGCAGUAUAAUAGCCUUCCUCUUUCUGGAGCCAUGAGCAUGAAACUCAAGCAGUUGGAAGAAACAGACUUGGCCAUGAGAAGAGUACCAACACCAGUAACUCCGCACAAUAACCCUACUUGGGGCCUCACCAGUACUCUGACGGGUAUGACGGAUACCAGACCCCGUGGCAUCUUAAACGAUGGCCUUGAUUCGGAUUGGUCAGGUGGUUUGCACGAUCGAGAUAGAAGUUUUCUUAACGGACACAAUGUUUCCAGCGAAGGACAAGUUGACAUGUUGGAUAUACCAGGAAAGGGAAGGUGUUCUGUGUACAUAGCAAGGUUUUCUUAUGAACCAGAACCAGAGGUGGAGGAAGAACUGGCCAUACAAGCUGGAGAUUACCUUCUUGUUUGGGGUGAGCCUGUAGGUCCUGGAGGGUUCUUAGAUGCAGAGUUGUUGGAUGGUAGGAGGGGUUUGGUACCAUCGCAUUUUGUUCAACGGUUGAUAGGUGAGGAUCUGCUUGAGUUUCACCAAGCAGUUCUAAGCACAUUGAGGGAGGAAGAGAUCAACCAAGAGAAUUUCGCUGCUGAUGUUCAAAGAUUAAACGAAAUAGCGGAGAUGUCAGAGAACCAAGAAGAUGAAGGUCCUGAAGGUGAGCAAGGCAAGAAUACCACAAGAUUACAACCAUAUGUACCAGCGCCCAGACAACUGACUUUAGAACGACAACUCAAUAAAAGCGUCUUGAUCAGUUGGACCACGCCUGAGAACAUCGGGCCCGGUAAUCAUAUAGAGAGCUACCACGUUUACGUUGACGGGGUACUCAAGGCAACAAUCAAGGCCACUGAGAGGACAAGAGCUUUAGUGGAAGGCGUCGACAGUAAUAAGCCUCAUCGAAUCAGCGUGAGAUCUGUAACAAUAAACCGAAGAACAUCUCGUGAUGCUGCCUGCACCAUGAUCAUAGGAAAGGACACUCACCAAUUGGGACCCAGUUCAGUUAGAGCGACUAAUAUAACCUCCACUUCGGCCAUUAUAAGUUGGCUGCCGGCAAAUUCUAAUCAUCAGCACGUAGUGUGUGUAAAUAAUGUAGAGGUGAGAACGGUGAAGCCAGGUGUAUAUCGUCAUACCAUAACUGGUCUCACCGCCAACACCCAGUAUAGAGUAACUGUGAGGGCAAAACACCAUAGGGCAGCUCAGAACAUUGCGAACUUGGCGGAAGAACUACCGAUGCCUGCUGCUGCUCAUACUGACUUCAGAACAUUGCCAAAAGGACUGCCGGACCCUCCUAGUGAAAUAAUGGUAGAACCAGGGCCUCAAGAUGGAACUUUAUUGGUAACUUGGCAUCCCAUUCAAGCACCUCACCACCCGGGAUCUAGUGUAACUGGCUAUGCUGUAUACGCAGAUGGUAAGAAGGUGACGGAUGUCGAUAGCCCAACAGGAGACCAUGCCCUCAUCGAUAUCAGCAAACUCUUAGGAUUGAAUCCAAAACAUGUAACAGUCAGGACUAAAGCAAGAGAUAGUCAAUCCGCCGAUUCCGUACCAACUGCCAUCCCUAUGAGUGUUCUAAGAGGAGGCGCGGUAAAGAAUAGACAACAGCCACAUUCAGCAGUUAUGCCACCCCAUAUAAGACAACAGAUGCCAAGACAACAACAGCAACAACAAGGUCAACAGGUUAUAGAACCAGAGGAGAACUUGAGCGAUAAGGAAAUCUUCCCAAACCAAAUGGGACACAGGCAACAAGGAGGAAUCCCUUCUAUUGCCCAACGUCCACUUACAGAAAUAACGAAAGAAAGCUAUGAAAGUAACAUGAGUGAAGACGAAUUACUAGAUAGGAGGAAUCAAAGGCAAUAUCAGCAGGGAAGGAAUCAACAACAGGGUCAGCAACAGCAACGAAGCCAGCAACAACAGCAGAGGAUGGACCAGCAAGGCCAGCAGCAAGGUCAAAAUCAACAACAAUAUUACCAGCAACAAGCUCAACAAAACCCAAGGCAGGUGAAUAGACGGGGUCAAAUGCAGCAAGGAGGUUCGAUGCCGCAGCAGGUUAACCAACAGAAUAACCCGAAUAAUCCACCAAAUCCCCAGAAGAGAGCUCGUUGGUUUUUCGCUCUUUUCGAUUAUGACCCUGCAACCAUGUCACCAAAUCCUGACGCUUGCGAUGAAGAGUUACCAUUCUCCGAAGGUGAUACAAUAAAAGUUUGGGGAGAUAAAGACGCUGACGGUUUUUAUUGGGGAGAAUGUAGAGGGAGAAGAGGCUACGUACCACACAAUAUGGUUAUGGAGGUAGAGGGACAACAAAAUAGGGAUAGAUGGGGAGAUAUAUAUGCAAACAUGCCUGUCAAGAGGAUGGUUGCCUUGUAUGACUAUGACCCUCAUGAAUUGAGCCCUAACGUUGAUGCAGAGCAGGUGGAACUGAGUUUCACAACGGGCCAAAUCAUCAACGUGUAUGGUGAUAUGGACGAUGACGGCUUCUACAUGGGUGAAAUCGACGGAGUUCGAGGUCUGGUACCGUCCAAUUUCUUGACGGAGGCUCCAGACCAAUACGGGGGGGGUCAGACCUCUCAGAGCGGUCAAGGGAGCUUGGGAAGGGGCCAAAGAAGUCAGCGGGCUAUAGGACCAGGAGCUCGAGGCCCUCCCCCGCCUCCUCGUGAUGCCCAAAUGCGUCCAUCAAGAAGCAAAGAUGCCUGUCCUACUGUGUUAUCCUCCUCUCAGUUAGACAAUGUCAACACCGCGUCAACACCGAACACAACACAGAUCUUCAAUGAGCACAACCAGGGGAGGGGGAGAGGAGUAAUGAAUCAAGGUGGUAAUCAACAGACACCGGUCACACAACAGCAACAACAGCAGUCAACAGCGUCCAGUAUAUUUAGCAGCAUAAUGGGAGUGGCGACGAACAAUCCCCCACAAAACCAGCAGCAGAACCAGCAGCAAAGUCAACAGCAGAAUCAGCAGCAGACGUAUAACCAGAAUCAGCAACAGGCUUAUAACCAGAAUCAGCAGUUUGGCCAACAAAAUCAGCCGAGACUGACGCAGAUGAAGGGCGUUCCGCAGGUGGUGCCUAACGUUAUUGGACCAGGCAAUGCUGGAAACAUCGGCAACAUGGCGAACCAGCAGAAUCAGCCGGGUGCUCCGAACUUGAUGCAAAAACUGAACGAAAUGACGGCCCCUGGUGGCGAUAUACUAUCGAAAGGCAAAGAACUGAUAUUUAUGAAGUUCGGUCUUGGCGGGAAAUAAUACACUCUUCAUGUAUCUUACGGUUUCAGCUGUUUUUGGAAGCAUUUCGUUGAAUCGUUAGGGCUACCGAAAAAUUCUUCUAUCUGGCAACGUCGCAUAAUCGAGAGAUCAAAUCCGAAACUUUGAAUUACUACAAAAACAAUCAAGAGAAUCAAAAAUACAUUACGAACCGAAUGAAAAAAAAAAUGAGAUUGGUAUAUACUUAUACAUAAGGGAAUGAAUACACAUGCGACAUAGCCAGACCAUGUGAUAUUUCAUCUUCAUUCUUCAUGAAAGAUGAGAAAAAUUAAUAUUAUGCAAUUUAUUGCCAAGUGUUCAAAAUAUUGCAAACAUUUGCAGCUUAUCAUUGUUGCUGUGUUGGAAUCAUAUCGAAUGGCGGCUUGAAAAUUCAGUAUUAACUAUAUUUACUAUAAGAUUUAUUGUUUUGAAAAUUGUUCAGUACAAACUUCGACCAAUCGACAUAGUAAUUCGGAUUUUAAUUUGCCAUCAAUAAAAUUUUUCAAGGAACGGAAAUUUUAGUUUUACUUUUCGGUUUCGUUGGAAAGAGGUGUAGACAUACAUAUUGUACAUAUUGUAUAUCGAAAUUAGCAGAAAGUUUUCAAAAACAGCUUUUUGGCACAACUUACUCUUAAAUUUGCUGAUGGGAUCUAUCGGAAAAUCUGGAAAAUUUUUCACAAAAUCUUCCCGAUUUUUCUGAUAUUUCGCGGACAUUUGUUGUGCCUUUCCAUUUGUAAAAACGCACAUCUAGUGUUUUCAUUUAUUGUUGAAUUUCCACGACGAAUAUACAGGCUAAUGGAAACACAAUUGAAAUAUUUUGAUUCGUCCAUUAUAUCAGAUCACACUGUAUAUCGGCGUCGUGAGUUAUGUUCGUGCCUUUGUUCUCAAUUUUGCUUUGGUAAUGCACAGGAUGACUCAUAUAUGUUGUCUGAAUUCACAUUUUUUUGGGACCUACAAAAUAGCUGAAAAUGUAAUGUUUUUUAUAAGGAUAUAAUUUUAUAUUCCCAGCAAGCACUAUAUUGAUGCGAUAGGAUUAAAAACCAGGAAGUACACAGUGUCAUUUUCCUUACUUAUUGUAUUUAUUUUUUACCGAGUCAUUGAAGACGCAAUCAGUCAUCAGACUACUAACUUGAGUCAUCGUGUUCGAAUAUAGUUGUGUUGAGCAUCAUCACUUUUUUUACCUCAUCUGUGCGUGUGCAAAAAUUCCAUUUAAUCAUUUUUUUUUAAACAGAAUGUUAUGAAGUUAUUAACAUCAUUCUGAUUGUUUUUGUACAGUUACUUGUAAGAUAUACAGAAUAUUAUAAAUAUAUGUCUGUUAACUGAACAAAUUAACAAAGAAAAAUAUCAUUGCAAAACCAAAAAUAUUUAAGUGCGAUUUUCUGUGAUAAAAUCGCACGAAAUGCCAUUCUUUUGUAAAUAUUUGGGAACUCACUUAUCCAAUAUAAUAUGCAGCUUAAAAGAUUUUUACGAAAAUGUUAGUUUUCAUCAAAACUCGACUGAUUUAUAGUUCAUCUGUCUAAAUAAUAUGAUUGGUAUCCCUGUUGCACUAUGAAAUCUUCUUAUAUUGAUGGUUCUCUUUAUGUUCAACUAUUAUGAACUUUUUUGUUGUGGUUUUUUUAAAAAAAGUAAGUAAUAAAAUUACAACUCUAUUGUAACGCCAUAUACAUAUAUCAUAAUGUUGCAUAACGUUCAAAUGAAAUUUAUCACAGAAGUCCUAAUUUUUACAGUAAUUUAAUUAACCCAAUCAAUUUCACAAAUUUCAAUUGCUGUUGAACUCUGGUGGGCUCCUCCAAUAUCUCCUGGACUUUCAGAGUUAGAUUAUAUUUGAUGUGCUGAAGACUGAUGUAAAUAAACAGGACAAUAUGAAUAUUUUUCCUUCAGAAAGAGUCAUUAUUCUAACUAGGUAAAGACAAAAAUUAAGUUGUGGUGAAUUGAUCUGCCAUGUUUUGCCUUUGGUAUUAUGAUCUCUAGUAUCUAAAUUGUACAAUUUCCUGUUCUCAAAUUCCAUGUUGGGACAUCUGCUAGUUUUUGUUCGAAAAUAUCAUAUUUUGGAAUUGCUUUCGAUCAAAAAAUUAAUAAUGUAUAUCAUUAUUUUUUUACCAAUUUUUGAUUCUACUACAUUUGUUGAGCAUAUUUUCUCGAUACAUAUAUUUGAAAUCCUCUGGAAAGCUCUUAAGAGUGUUUUCAAAAGUGGCUGCUGUCUAAAAUUGGUAUUUUUUUAUUGUUCCGAAUUUAGUUGGGAGAAAUAACUAAGGGACAAGCAUAUCUUUUGUAAUUGGUAGCCUGCCAUUGAUUCUUUUUACAGUAUAUUCAUAAAUUUCUGAAUUCUUGUAGACGAAAUUCCUGGACUUCAUUUGACCGUUUCAUGACAUUUUCGUAAAAAAAAUAAUCUACAGGUAUCGCUCAGCAAGACUUAAGUGUGCAAGAAUUUAGUGAGAGAACUCAUACUUGUGGGGUUGUGAGAAACACAUAUUCAUAUCAAUAUCAUCGUUAUAUUAUAAAUUAAGAUAUGAAUUUUUUUUCAUUUCGUUUUGUGGAAGCUUGUUGAAUACGUUUGGUGUAUAAUACACAAAUCUGUACCAAAGGAAAAAUAAUGAGUAAACAAAAUUUACAAGU
Molecule: messenger RNA, 6955 nt
Organism: Harmonia axyridis
Lineage: Eukaryota; Metazoa; Arthropoda; Insecta; Coleoptera; Coccinellidae
Product: peripheral-type benzodiazepine receptor-associated protein 1
Exons: 19
Coding region: 110-4342 (1410 amino acids)
Biological process (GO): neuromuscular synaptic transmission
Molecular function (GO): protein binding
Source: RefSeq, a predicted model, not a curated record